Messenger RNA from Papilio xuthus (Asian swallowtail), 3381 nucleotides. RefSeq names its product putative ferric-chelate reductase 1 homolog. The transcript is spliced from 13 exons. The coding region runs from base 287 to 2200 and encodes 637 amino acids. Lineage: Eukaryota; Metazoa; Arthropoda; Insecta; Lepidoptera; Papilionidae. The record is from RefSeq and is a predicted model, not a curated record. Gene Ontology annotation, cellular component: membrane.
GGACGGUGUGUCAUGGCAGCUUAAAAAUUAAUUCCGGAGUUUGACAAACUUUCUAACAUUUAAAAAGUUUAUAAAAAAUUAUUUUCGUGAAUAGAAAAUCGGUAUAAAAUAUACUUUUAUGUUGAUAUUUUAAUUGUCUUAUUUUCUGUGGUAUUUUAAUUUACAUUCCAAUUGUGUCGUGUGAAAAGUUUGUUUUUAAGAAUUGUUUUGAAUUGUGUUUAGAAACUUACACACGUUGUAUUGGAUUUGAGAACUACUACGCCCGUUAAACCGGUUUUUGAUUAAAAUGCUACCAAGAAAAAGAAGUAUGAAUACGUUUAUAUUGACGGUGUUUCUUCUUAUCAAGUACUCAGAACAGUACGGCUCGGGAGCACCUCCUAUGGCAUGUGUAGACCAGACGCCGCGUCACUCUGGUAUACCGGCUCAGUCUUCGGUACCCCCUUAUGCGAUUUAUACUUCAUCUCAAGUCCGGCAAGGUGAUGUCCUCAAUGUAACUAUCGGCAGCGCGUUAGGUGCACCUGUAACUAUAGGAGGAUUUAUAUUACAAGCCAGACAAGUUCAGAAUCCAGAUACGAUAGUGGGUACUUUCACAAAAGUUCCGAACACAGAAAUCACACAGAUAAUAAGCUGCCGAGGUUAUAACGACUCUGUAACACACACCAAUCCUGAAUCUAAGCCAGAGCUAACAUUUCAAUGGAAGGCACCUGAUGAUUACUUAGGAGGGAUAUUCUUUAGGGCAACUGUAGCACAGAACUAUGCGAUGUUCUGGAAGAACGUUGAAUCACCUGUGGUGGAAGUGGUGACUCGUGAUACUGUGAUCACCACCACACAACCACCCGUCACCACAACACCAGCAACAGCACCAGCUCCCACCACACAAACUAAUAGAAAAACAACAACAGCGAAACCCGAUAUAAUAUACCAAGGUUGCGAAGAUACUAAAUUGUGCUUCGGCGUGCCUCAGAAUUGUAUAAAAAGUGGCAACUGCAAAGCUAUAGUCGCUGUUUUUGUUGCUGGCGACACUUACACAUUCGAAAUACAAGGCACAGAUAAUCCUAAAUACGUCGCCGCAGGAUUGAGCACAGAUAAUAAAAUGGGUGACGACAGUGCCAUGGAAUGUAUACGAAAUGACAACGGCAGAGUGUCAUUAUUUACUUCUUGGACUUAUCCUAAAGCGGAACCUUAUGUACGAAGAUCGGAUUCUCCUCAAGAUAUUGUGCAAUUACUAGAAUCUUCUAUAAUAGAUGGAAAAUUGUACUGCAAGUUUAGAAGGGACACUGUCUCUACUGUAAUGGGACAGACAUUCGAUUUGGCGAAUAAUAAAUAUAAUUUGAUGGUUGUCUCCGGUGAUAGUAUGAAAGAGGCAGACCGCGUGGGUUUCCACUCCCUCGCAUUCGAGUCUACAGGCACUCCGCUCGCUCUGGCCACAGUGGGUGCUCCUGCUGCCGCCAGCAAGCUGCUCAUCAAGCUGCACGGCAGCUUCAUGCUGCUCGCCUGGCUGGGUAGUGCCUCCAUUGGUAUACUACUUGCUAGGUAUUUCAGACAAACAUGGGUAGGAAAACAAUUAGGCGGCAAAGACAUCUGGUUUGCUUACCACCGUAUCCUGAUGGUGUUGACGUGGCUGCUGACGAUGUUGGGCUUCAUCCUCAUCCUGGUGGAAGUGGGAGGCUGGUCUUCAGCGGGAGGCAACCCUCACGCCAUCACAGGCAUAAUCACUGUCAUACUAUGCUUUAUACAGCCGAUAGGUGCAUACUUCAGACCGCACCCUGGCACCAAGAAACGACCAAUUUUCAACUGGAUGCAUUGGUUCUUUGGUAACUCCGCCCAUAUACUCGGCAUUGUGACCAUAUUCCUCGCGGUAUAUCUACAAAAAGCUGAGCUACCGAUAUGGAGCGUGUACAUACUCGCUGCUUUCGUCGCUUUCCAUGUCAUCAUGCAUAUCAUACUAUCGUUGACUGUGUGCGUGUCGGAGGGACGCAUCAGCAACGGUCGAGUCAACUCAUUCCCCAUGAAGGAUAUGAUGGGUCAGCCCAGACAGCUCGCGCAUGUUGACCGCAGCACUGACGCACCGUUCUCCAGUUUCAGAAGACAAGUGCUAAGUAUCUAUGUACCAAUUAUUCUAAUAAUAGUAGUAGCUAUGAUCUGUUUGGUUGCUUUGGCCCCUAUCGCUGACACUUAUAAUAAUAUUGCCGGAGUUUGAUUUUGACUUUGAAUAUUUGACUGUAGAUAUAAAACAUUUUAAUUCAUGACACUUUAAAAAUCUUAGUGUGGGUUUCCACUGACGAAAUACUUGUAUUAUAUAAGAUUUUUUAUGGAGUUGAUUUUCAUAAAACAAAAACCUUACAAUUAGCGACGAUAUUUUUUUUAAUAAGAGUAAUUUGUUAUGCAAUUAUGCAUUCAGGCUUUAGGUAAGACAAUUUAUUUGCUAUCCUCUUUAUACGUUUUUAAUUUAAUCUCUAGGUAUAUAAACUUUACAUUUAAAAAGAGUCCUACAGAAAACAUAGUAUGAAAAAAAAGAAAAAGUUAAAGCCAAUAAGUAUGAAGUCAAUAUUAAUGAUUUUGUUACAUUUUUCAUUUAACAAUUUUUUUUAUGUCAAAUAAUUUUGGUACAUGCAUUGUAACAAGCUACAAAACGCAUGGACCAAAGAUUUGGUCACCAUUCGUUUAUGAUACAAAAUUCUUAGGGUUCCUCGAAAGAAAAAAAACGGAACUCUUAUAGGAUCACUUUGUUAUCCAUCCGUCUGUCAAGACACUUUUUCUCAGUCACGUGUGAAGGUAUCAAGCUGGAAUUUAUUUUUUAUUUGUACAAAAAUAAUUCUCAUUUAUUAUAAUUCGAGCUUAUUAUAGAUUCUAGUAAGUGCACAUUUUUUUUUAUUUAAGGAUACUUUGAAUUUUUCCCUAUUUAUCAUCAUCAGAGGCACUACAGCGGUGGGUGUACCUUGGCCUUGGCCUUUUGGCUUUUUGUUUCUAGCCAUUUACACUAUAGAAGAAGGAAAAGCAGCGGUAAUUUAGAAAAAAUUGUAAAAUUAAAAUUGAUCUUUCAUAUAUUAUAAUAAUGAAAUAAAAGGGACAAACAGAUAAUUUUUAGAAAAAAAAAACUAUGUCUAAAUACUAAUUGCUGAUAUAAUCUACAUGCAUUUUUCUUUAAACACUAAAAAUAUUUCAAAUAAUGGUUUUGGCAUUGUAUCACAUAUUCUGUGAUGUAAAAUCUGUUAUUUAUACAUUUUAUAUUAGUAUGUAAGUCGUUGAAACUUGAUAUUAUGUACUUUUAUUUAUUAUAUACACUUUUAUAGUAUGUAAGAAUCACAUAACUAAAAUCAUGGUACUAUCUUUUCAAUAUUAAAUUGAUGUAAAUAUAGAAUAAAUAAAAAAAUAACUAGA